GUCACAACUAUUUUCGGUGUCCGUUCGAGGCCGCAUAAAAAAAACGCAUAGCAAGAGAACUAGAACAAGAGUGCGAAAAAAAAAUUACGCGACGGGAAACACACAGCGUAUUGCGAUAUUAUUCUAUAGAACCCGAUCACAGUUGGUAAUAUUCUACCUUGUAUGAUUAACAAAAUUGCCGUGCGAAGAAAAUAAUAUCUACAUUGUACAUAAGAUCUCAAUCUCUCACAGAUUGUAACAGCAGCAUUGUUCAGGGCAUCACAAGCAUCAUGAGCGCUGAAGAAAGCACAGAACAGCAGACCGCUAUUGCUGAGGUAGCAGAAGAUCAGCAAUCUGAGGAUACCCCUCAGGAGCAACAACAGUCGGUCAGUGAGCUGGAAAAGCAGGAAGAGGAAAAGAUGAAGGCCAAGUACGGCUCAAACGUUGGUAUGGGCGGUCCGCGCGGAUUGGGCGGCCAUUCUGCGUUUCUGCAGAAGCGUCUACAGAAAGGUCAAAAAUAUUUCGACUCCGGCGAUUACCAGAUGGCCAAACAAAAGGGCGGCGGUGUAAAGCAGGUGUUUGCGAACAAAGUUCCAACCGGUGAAGCGAUACCGACUCCCGAAACGGUGCCGGUGCGAAAAACGUCCAUCAUUCAGACCUGCAACAAGUUUCAAAGUUAAAGUUUCAGCAAUGUUUCCAGUGAUCUUGUGCGAAUGAGUGAUCGUGGGUAGAACGUGGGGGAGCGGAUGUUGUACGGUUAAGGGGAAGAGCUGCCGGUCAGUUGUGGAUGGGUUGACGGAAUGGAGCGUCACAAGGCUGAGUUUUGAGAAGAGAUUUGGCUAGAAGAAAAAAAUUGCUGUACAUGAACGUACACAAUGUCACAAGCGAAUGCUCUAUAACACACUACUACGUCCGUGGUGUUACUUUUUCUAUUGUAAGGAAUUAUUGUAAUUUCAUUCUUUCCCGGUGUCUUGAGUUUUACCGCGAUUCAAAUUCUAUCGGACCCGUUUGUAUCUAUCACCAGUGUUGAACGAAAGGAAAGCAUCUUAUUAGGACCGAACCGUCGUCAAACUUAAUCUAGUGCAGCUAGUACCACUAAAAAAAUGUGCAUUGAUUUAAUUGCGGUCAAAAUCUAAAAAUCGAUGAUUGAAAGUUAAAAAACAAAAGUUCAUAUAUGUUCUCCCUUAACUGUACGAUUACGCUCCCCCGCCUUUGCUGCGUUAUUGGUAAAUAUAUCUUUAAUAAUUGGUAAUGUACUUGUAAUCCUCAGUGAAAAGUUCACGGGAAUGUUGAAGCAGAAUAACAUGUGCGACAUACUGUUGUAGGAUUAUGGAAUGGUAGGAAUGUUAGCUGAAAGUUCUAACCCCGACGGUGUACGUAUGCUAUUAGGUGUAAUGUGUGUUUAGGUAAGCUAGCGAGAGAGAGAGAGAACGUCGUGCCAGGAUCCACCAAUAUACAUCUCCGUCAUACGCAAUUCACCUCCCCACGAACCCGCCCUCCCUUUCCCACUCUCUUUCCAUCCUCAGAAUAACACUUGGAGCUCCACAUCAUACUAGCUUUCUAAGUGCUACGCAUAGGAAGCAACAAUGUUCGAUCAAAAUGGAUAAAAUCAGCAACGAUUAUAUGUUCAUAGGCGUACGCAUUUUGAACAUAAAUGCACGGGGUCGUAUUUUGUAGGGAAUGGAUUGGAUUGAAACACACUCACAAAUAAUAAAAAAAAACUGAUGGUAACAGGUAUUUUGUUAA
Molecule: messenger RNA, 1725 nt
Organism: Anopheles coluzzii
Lineage: Eukaryota; Metazoa; Arthropoda; Insecta; Diptera; Culicidae
Gene: endos
Product: alpha-endosulfine
Exons: 3
Coding region: 270-659 (129 amino acids)
Cellular component (GO): cytoplasm
Molecular function (GO): protein phosphatase inhibitor activity
Source: RefSeq, a predicted model, not a curated record